UCAUUUUUCAAAGGUUCUUUAUCGAAGUUCUCACAAAACCUUAAACGCAAGAAAACUUUGCAUGAACCUAACUGUUAAAAGUCUUUUAGGGUACAAGUCGAUGCGCGGUAAACGUCCCUUUUAUGAAUUCAAAACUUAAUGAACUGCUAAACGGGUACCAGUGUGAAGGAUCAACAAAAACAGCACAUGCUUCCAUAGCAGCCCAGAGACGACGAACACGGCGCGUUAACAUUAAAUCAUCGCCUGACAAAAAUAACGUCAUAAAACUAGACCACAAUUCCGAACUUUUUUCAGAAAAAGCCGUUUAGGAGUCACGUUACUUGUCAUGGAUAACAAAACAACAUCGAUCGAAUGGAUGAGUUUUUGCGCUUUUGAUUUUAACCGAUGAAUGUGAAUUGCUCAACUUGAAUUAUCAAGGGUUUGGUAAUUAUUGGAAUUUUUCGAGUGAUUAAGAGCUUAGUUCGCUUUGAACUUAUUUACUUCAAAAGAUACAUUUGCAAAGCUUGCCAUGUAAUGAAGACAGGAUCCACAAGUCGUGACCACCAAUCUGGUCAUCGACUAGCGCGAGUCAUUAUCCUGGUGAUCGUAGUUCUUCUUUUAUGCCUUAUACUAAAACAUCACAGACUUGCAAAGGUGAAAACCACCAUCAAGGAAGAGGAAAAACAGUUAGAUCUUGGAUGUCUCUAUACUGUCAUCCCCCCGACUAAUCCAAUCACUUGGAAAGAAAUUAUUUUCUACAUCAAGCCUAGUCCGGGGGGGAUUUGCAAAGGGGUCUUCAGACACAAUGUUACCGAAGGCCAGUCCAAAUUUAGAAUUCAAGCUUUUGGCUCUAAAGAAAUGGUCACUGGCACCGCAAUGCAUGUCGGAAAUGACACUUACGAAGCGAAAUUGCAACUUUCUUUCGCGGAUGAAUAUAUAUUUAUGGUGAUAUUGACGUUUCUAAACAAAAAUCACCUUGAAUAUCGUGUACACCACAACGCCAUAUUGCAGCACGUUGUAAGUAGCCCUUUCGARUCGCGGGUCGCUGAGGGUACUCGUCCUGCAGGAUAUACSCGCUAUUGCACACGCGAAGAGAGCGGAACAGCACCCGGUAGAUGGGUAGAGUGUGGUAAACUAGAAGGAAUUGAGGAUUGUGGUGAAUGGCAGCUGAACCAGGUGUACGACUUUGACCAGAUCCAUGGAUUUCAUUGGGUGCCGUUUUCUUGUCAGUUACACCAUUACAGUAAUGAUGAAAUCAAAAAGUGCUUUGCUAAGAAUGGAUGGAGUAAUAUUGCUUUCACAGGAGACUCGCACAUGCGCUAUCGUACAUAUCACUGGGUAACGCGACUGUACGGAGGCUGCCGAGGCUGUAUCAAGACGCACAUCAAAAUGGUAUUUGACAAAAUCCCGCGUAUCGAGUGGAUCUUCGAUGCCCGCGGGACGCGCUGGCCUAUGACGUUCCCGGAUGUUAAAAUCCCAAACGAAGUUUACGURCAUCCAAAAACACGACGUUCAAUGUUCUCUAAGGAAUUACCUUCGACAGUUUUCGAUGUCAAGCUUUUUAUAAUGAACUUUGGACACUGGGUACUACGAGAAAUCACCCAAAAGAAAUUCAUGCAAGACAAACUUAACGCUUUCGCAGAAGCCAUYCAAAAGAUGAACGGGACAGACGGAAAGAAACGGUUCUUGUGGGUCAACACGGUGAGCCUUCCUUGGCGCGACGACAAGGCCGUGGUGGACUGGAUCGAGAAUCCAUCACCCGCUAGGGUAGAGCAUUGGAAUAAAUUGAGCGAUUCGGUCAUGCGCAAACACGGAAUUCAAAUCGUCGAUGCAUUUCAAAUAUCGAACAGCCGCAUCGGGGCGACUCACGACCAGACGCACUACGCUAAGAGAAUGAGCAAUGGCGACUGUGGAGGAGUAGUGGAGAAUGCUAUUAGUAAUACUAUUGCUAAUGCUUUGUGUAAUUUUAAGAUAUAAAUGAUGUUACUAUGUAAACGAGCAAUCUUUUCAUUCGAACAAGUCGCUCGAAUUUAUAAUUUUAUACUCUUUUAUAUUCCAAAGGUUAAUUGUAAGAAAAUAAAGGAUUGUUUAUGAAAUCAGUUCUAAAAGUCGUCCUUUCUGGAACUCAUAAAAAAGACACUAAUAUGAAAGCGGCACAGCCUACUAUCAAAACAAU
Molecule: messenger RNA, 2155 nt
Organism: Exaiptasia diaphana
Lineage: Eukaryota; Metazoa; Cnidaria; Anthozoa; Actiniaria; Aiptasiidae
Exons: 3
Coding region: 514-1956 (480 amino acids)
Source: RefSeq, a predicted model, not a curated record